This is a messenger RNA of Octodon degus (degu), 1005 nucleotides long. Its product is annotated as actin, cytoplasmic 1-like. The annotation marks the transcript as partial. NCBI's taxonomy places the organism in Eukaryota, Metazoa, Chordata, Mammalia, Rodentia, Octodontidae. The record is from RefSeq and is a predicted model, not a curated record. The transcript is spliced from 6 exons.
GCGACGCGCAGCAACUGCCGAGUCCGCGUCCAGCUCGCGAGAACAUCCUCUUCCUUCUCUGCCGCCGGUCCACACCGCUACCAGCUCGCCAUGGAUGACGAUAUCGCUGCGCUCGUUGUCGACAACGGCUCCGGCAUGUGCAAGGCCGGCUUCGCGGGAGAUGAUGCCCCCCGCGCCGUCUUCCCCUCCAUCGUGGGGCGCCCAAGGCACCAGGGCGUCAUGGUAGGCAUGGGUCAGAAGGACUCCUACGUGGGAGACGAAGCCCAGAGCAAGAGAGGCAUCCUGACCCUGAAGUACCCCAUUGAGCACGGUAUUGUCACCAACUGGGACGACAUGGAGAAGAUCUGGCACCACACCUUCUACAACGAGUUGCGUGUGGCUCCCGAGGAGCACCCCGUGCUGCUGACCGAGGCUCCCCUGAACCCCAAGGCCAUCCUGCGUCUGGACCUGGCUGGCCGGGACCUGACAGACUACCUCAUGAAGAUCCUGACUGAGCGUGGCUACAGUUUCACCACCACGGCUGAGCGGGAAAUUGUGCGUGACAUCAAGGAAAAGCUGUGUUAUGUUGCCCUGGACUUCGAGCAGGAAAUGGCCACUGCUGCAUCCUCCUCCUCCCUGGAGAAGAGCUAUGAGCUGCCCGACGGCCAGGUGAUCACCAUUGGCAAUGAGCGGUUCCGCUGUCCAGAGGCUCUGUUCCAGCCCUCCUUCCUGGGCAUGGAGUCCACUGGCAUCCAUGAAACUACCUUCAACUCCAUCAUGAAGUGUGAUGUUGACAUCCGCAAGGACCUCUAUGCCAACACAGUGCUGUCUGGUGGUACCACCAUGUACCCAGGCAUCGCCGACAGGAUGCAGAAGGAGAUCACAGCCCUGGCCCCCAGCACGAUGAAGAUCAAGAUCAUUGCUCCCCCGGAGCGCAAGUACUCUGUGUGGAUCGGUGGCUCCAUCCUGGCCUCACUCUCCACCUUCCAGCAGAUGUGGAUUAGCAAGCAGGAGUACGACGAGUCG